Messenger RNA from Conger conger (European conger), 1635 nucleotides. It is a transcript of the gene pkdc, whose product is annotated as protein kinase-like domain containing. The transcript is spliced from 2 exons. Lineage: Eukaryota; Metazoa; Chordata; Actinopteri; Anguilliformes; Congridae. The record is from RefSeq and is a predicted model, not a curated record. Bases 126 to 1082 code for a protein of 318 amino acids.
UGCUGCGCACAUCGGGAAGAGGAAGUUUCAGUUAGUCUCUCACCAAAUUUUAAACUGCUGUGCUCGGACGUUCAUGCGUUCAUAAUUCAGCUGAGCCAUAAAGUGAAAUACCAUCUUAACCAGGAAUGAAACAAGAAUACCAAGACCUGAUUUUGCAAGCCACAGGAGCAGAGGCUUUGCUUAUUGGUGCCAAGAUUCAGACCCUUUGGAGUGGCUAUGGGGAGAUUGUGAGGGUUCAUUUGGAAGGCAGCGACCGCCCCUCAGUUGUCGUCAAGCAUGUGGUUUUUCCACAGAAGUCAGCUCACCCUAGUGGCUGGAACACAGACCUGUCUCACCUGCGCAAGGUGAGGUCCUACCAGGUGGAGACUCACUGGUACCAGCACUACUCCACCGAUAGCGAGUGUCGGGUGCCCAACUGUCUUGCUGCCCGUUCCUUCGGGGAUGAACAGCUGAUCGUACUGGAGGACCUCGACGUGGCGGGUUUCGACCAGCGGAGGACCAGCGUCGGCGUGAAGGAAAUAAGAGCGUGUCUAUGCUGGCUAGCCCACUUCCAUGCCCGCUUCCUAGGCGUGGCCCCAGAGGGACUCUGGCCAAUCGGGACUUACUGGCACCUGGAGACACGCCCAGAUGAGCUGGAGGCUAUGGGAGACCAGGAACUGAAAGCUGCAGCAGGGAAAAUUGACGAGGUACUCAACAGCUGCCGUUUCAAGACCAUCGUCCACGGCGAUGCCAAGCUGGCUAACUUCUGCUUCUCCAGGCAGGGGUCAGAGGUCGCAGCAGUGGACUUCCAGUAUGUGGGAGGAGGCUGUGGUAUGAAGGAUCUUGUGUACUUCUUGGGGAGCUGCUUGGAUGAAAAAGAAUGUGAGAAACAAGUGCCCGACCUUCUGGACUACUACUUCCUGGAGCUGAGGGGUGCAGUGGGUGACCAGGUGAAUGUUGAAGAGCUGGAGGCAGAGUGGCGAGAGUUGUUUGCUUACGCUUGGACAGACUUUCACCGCUUCCUGCUGGGCUGGAUGCCGGGUCACCGCAAGAUCAACAAGUACAGCAAGAGGCUGACCAGAGAGGUCUUGCGUAAACUCUGACUUUCUGUCCGCCUCACUGUCCUGUAAUCAUGGCACACAUCACAUCCAGCUCACCUUUAAUGCUUUUGGUGGUCUUGAGAGGGGGGACAUGUCAGACUAGCAUUCUGAAUUAACCCUAACUGUCAUUGUGUUGAUGUAUGGUGACCAUUGGUUGUGGCAUUCUCAUGCUGUUGUUGUAAAACACACUGCUUGCAUGUUUAUGAAAGCUGGCAGGUCACAGACUGCUCGUUCAGAUGUCAGACAGGAUCCAUACUGUCUUCAUACUGUUAUUCACUUGAAACCCAGAGCUAAAGUGAAGAUGUGAUUGUGUUUAUGUGUAUUCCUGUGGUUUCAUAUGUAGUAUGUGCUUCCUCUGCUCCUGUUAAUGUGAUCUUUGUUUGGAUCUUAUUGUCGUGUUUAUGACAGGUCAAACACAGUCUUCCAUUUAUAAAGGAAAGCACAUCUGCAGUGUGUUGUUUGUUCUCCCAGUGUUGUGAGAUUUGUUCUGUUAUGUGAUGAAAGUGAGAAACUGAUUGUUUCCAGAUCAAUGUAAUUAAAGAAACCCCUGAGUCUA